AUGUCUGACGAUGAUGACUUUAUGCAAGACUCCGGAGAUGAGGAUUACGACUUUGAAUAUGAGGAUGCCGAUGACGAUGAUUCCGGGGACAUUGGAAUCGAGAACAAAUACUACAAUGCCAAGCAGAUCAAGGUGGACAAUCCGGAGGAGGCGGUCGAUGAGUUCCUAGGCAUAGCGCCAAUGGAACAAGACAAAAGUGAAUGGGGAUUCAAGGGCCUCAAACAGGCUAUCAAGUUGGAAUUUAAGCUUGGGCGAUAUAGCGAUACCGUUGAACACUAUCGGGAACUACUCACAUAUGUCAAAUCCGCCGUCACGCGAAAUUACUCAGAGAAAUCAAUCAACAAUAUGCUGGACUUUAUUGAGAAAGGGUCGGAUAAUGCAAAGGCAUACCAAUGCAUGGAGCAGUUCUACUCUCUGACCCUCGAAUCAUUCCAAAACACAAACAACGAGCGUCUUUGGUUGAAGACCAACAUUAAGCUAGCUCGACUCUGGCUGGAGCGCAAGCAAUAUAGUCAACUGGGCAAGAAGAUGCGGGAGUUGCACCGGGCAUGCCAGCGAGAGGACGGGACGGACGAUACCAGCAAGGGAACAUAUUUACUCGAGCUUUACGCCCUCGAAAUUCAGAUGUUCGCCGAGACGAAGAAUAACAAACGGCUGAAGGUCUUGUACCAGCGCGCCCUCCGAGUGCGGUCGGCAGUGCCCCAUCCCAAGAUUAUGGGUAUCAUCCGAGAAUGCGGAGGCAAGAUGCACAUGAGCGAAGAGAACUGGAAGGAGGCACAAAGCGAUUUCUUUGAGUCAUUCCGAAAUUACGACGAAGCGGGCUCCAUGCAACGAAUCCAAGUGCUCAAGUACCUUGUCCUAACGACCAUGCUUAUGAAAUCCGACAUCAACCCCUUCGAUUCCCAAGAAACCAAGCCUUACAAGAAUGAUCCCCGCAUUUCAGCGAUGACCGAUUUGGUGGAUGCCUUCCAGCGCGAUGAUUACCAUGCAUAUGAGGCUGUCCUGAGCAAACAUCCCGAUGUCUUGGCCGACCCUUUCAUUGCGGAGAACAUCGACGAGGUUAGCCGCAACAUGCGCACUAAGGCCGUUCUUAAAUUGAUCGCACCCUAUACGCGGUUCUCUUUGCAAUUUAUCUCCAAGCAUCUCAAGAUCUCUGUGCCCGAGGUCCUGGAUAUCCUCAGCUUCCUCAUCCUCGACAAAAAGCUCCAUGCCAAGAUUGACCAGGAUAACGGGACUGUAUUGGUGGAAAGCGCGAGUGACGUGGAGCGACUGCGCGCUGUGGGAGAGUGGAGCUCAGCGCUGCGGACUCUUUGGCAAACAACCCUGAACGGUGAGGGGCUGCGUGCCAAUGACCCUCCUCGAUUUGCAUUCGAGUCGAGUGUUGGAGAGGGACUGCGAUCGGGUCUCCGGGCUCGAAAAGAUCCCCGAGGCAAACAACCGUCGAGAUGGUUAAUCUAG
Molecule: messenger RNA, 1458 nt
Organism: Penicillium paradoxum
Lineage: Eukaryota; Fungi; Ascomycota; Eurotiomycetes; Eurotiales; Aspergillaceae
Exons: 4
Coding region: 1-1458 (485 amino acids)
Biological process (GO): protein deneddylation
Cellular component (GO): COP9 signalosome
Source: RefSeq, a predicted model, not a curated record